AUGAAGACCACAUCCGCUUUCACUCUUCUUAUGGCUGCUGCCACUGUAAUGGCCGCCCCUGCCAAGCGUCAAACCUACCAGGCCGAGAUCCUCAGCAGUAUUAAGGCUGUCCUGACAAGCACAAGCGGAUCCUUCGAGCUCGUUCUUGAUGACCUCAACUACAAUGAAACCACCACUAUCGAUGUGAACUGGGAUCGUCCCGGUGAGCCACCCAUGGAAAACUGGAGCGCGGAUGGCAACUACAUGCUUUACUUCCCAACCAAUGUGACCAGCGUCGAGCAGUUACAAUUUGUGAUUGAUCGCGCUUUAGAGCUCCAAUUUGCCGUCGUUUAUCUGAACAGCGAGGCUGAGGACUCCGAGUGGACUUGCGGCACAUUUGAUGGAGCUCCAGGAACACAGCAGUGCUACAUCUCUGCUGACCUUACGGUCGUCCCCACUACCACUUCUUAA
Penicillium malachiteum is the source of this 450-nucleotide messenger RNA. RefSeq lists its product as uncharacterized. The record is from RefSeq and is a predicted model, not a curated record. NCBI's taxonomy places the organism in Eukaryota, Fungi, Ascomycota, Eurotiomycetes, Eurotiales, Aspergillaceae. The transcript is spliced from 2 exons. The coding region runs from base 1 to 450 and encodes 149 amino acids.